Arctia plantaginis is the source of this 1878-nucleotide messenger RNA. The record is from the annotation of a GenBank genome assembly. NCBI's taxonomy places the organism in Eukaryota, Metazoa, Arthropoda, Insecta, Lepidoptera, Erebidae.
AUGUUUGCAAUGGGUCCAGAAUUCUUCCACUUUCUCAAGAAACUAGAAGAAAACGGUGACAAACUUACUACCAGUACUUCUUUUGAACAGCAGCUUGACUUUGAAUUUAAUAAUUCAACAUGUUACAUUUGUAAUGGCUACUAUGGUCCUAGUUUUGGCGAGCCCGUGUGUUCUACUUGUCAUGCAUUUCUCUUCCCUGACUUCCCAUCGUAUUUGCCCACAUCAUACUUCUGUAGUGAAAAGACUGAUGAUGGCGAUUCUGGGAACGAUGAACCUUCAGAUCUAAACUUUAGCUCUGAACGGAAAGUGAACAGAGCAUGCCCCCUACCUGCUUGGUGGUAUUACAGGAGUUCAUUAGACAGCGAAACGAGUCCUGAAGAUGAGGCUAGUCGUGCAAGUAACUCGGGAACUGGAGCAAGCAGUAGUGGCAAUGGUGGAAGUGGUAGUAACAGCUGUGGAGUGGCCAGCGCUGCUGGCAGUGCUGCUGGUAGCAACUUGAGUGUCGGACCUAGUAGUGGAGGGGUGGGAGGAACCGGACGUGGUAUUGGAGCUGGUAAUGGCAGCACAGGCAAUCCUGGGGGAGGGACUAAUCGUGGACUACCAACUGCUGCAGCAAGUGCUGGCCCUGUAAAUUUGAGUGUUGGAACUAGUAGUGGUGGGGUGGGAGGAAGUGGUCGCGGUAUUGGAGCUGGUAAUGGGAACACUGGCAAUUCUGGGGGAGGGACUAAUCGUGGAGCACCAACUGCUGCAGCAAGUGCUGGCUCUGUAAACACUGGAAGUGGACUUGGUCGAGGAUCAACCAGUGGAAGUACAGGCGGUGGAGUUGGUUCAGGGCGAGUUGCAGGCAAUAUUGGCGGAAGUGGAGUUGGAAGUGGAAGUAGUGGAUUCGGAGGCCCAAUACGCGUUCUUCCCACUGCAGUCGGAAAUGGUGGUGUAGGUGGCAACCGUGGGACAGAGAAUGCGAACGCGGGUAGUAGCGCAAGUAGUGGUGUUGUAGGAGGGGGUCACUCAGAUGGUUCUGCGGAAGAGCGUGCAGGUCUUGGACCACCACCACCUCCACCCAACCUCGCUUGUUCACUCCAAGCACUAUCUACCCCAAGACCACCAGAUAAUCUUGCUCCUGGAUUAGUAGAACAGCUGCCCUCUGAAGUAUUGCUGAGCAUAUUCAGCUAUCUGGAUGAUUUGUCGCUUUGCGCGUGCGCGUGCGUGUGCGACCGGUGGUGGCGGCUGGUGCGCGCGCGCGUGUCACCCCCGCGGUGGGCCGGCUUCACAGCGCGGCGCUUUCCGCUUUACAGACCACUGCUUGCUAACAUUGAUUGGCACAAGAAAUACCAAUCUCUGGUGGAGUCGUGCUUCUGUCGCAACUGUCUGGUGCAGAUGUGUGUGCAAGCGCAACCCGCUGGCGAAGAAAAUGCUUGGCGGCGGAACAGGCUCAGAAUUGAACUAAAGAUGCUGCGUAAUGAUCCACCAGAAGGUAUAGCGGCGACACCGCUGGAUGCAAAGUGCUGUCACUGGCAGGCGAGCGUCACCGGCCCGGUAGGCUCGCCCUACGAGGGAGGGGUCUUUUAUCUCUACAUACAGGUGCCAUAUGCGUACCCGAUGAGCCCUCCGGUGGUACGCUUCCUAACUCGUAUCCUGCAUCCCAACAUCUCUCGACACGGUGACGUGGGCAUCGACUCCGUGCACCACAACUGGUCCCUCGCACUCACCAUCAGCAAAGUGCUCAUUUCUAUUCAGAGCUUACUUACAGAUCCGUAUACCGCCGUGUGCAUGGAACCUGAACUGGGUGAAAUGUAUGUUCGUGAUCGACAGAGAUUUGAAACGCUCGCGAGGAACUGGACCUGGCGGUACGCCAUGCAUGACAUCAUGCCUCAUUGA